CCCACCGAGAGAGUUGAAUGGGAUCCCAGUGUGAUUUGGCACAGAGGCGAGAGGGGAGCACAGCACAGCACAAGUCCUGGAUGAGGUUUGAGCCAAAAGCACUCUGGUGCCCGACUUUUAUCGACAUACCUCCGUCUGUCUGGCCCACAGAAGUGAGCCAAAGGAUUCACGGUGCGUAAUUACGCACAGGGACGAUAUAUCCGUGGUUGUUCGCCGUGGAAAGCUGCGGACAAAGGAAGGCAGACAGACUGGAGUACAACAGCUGAUUUGAGAAGAGAGGAGUACUGUUGGAGGGGUAACGGGAGAAAUCAGGAGUCGGAAGUGAUUUGUCUUUUUUUCCCAGGAUUUUGGGGAAGAAGCGAAUCAGUUUGCAAACCGAGAAGAAAAGGACAAAAAGUGGAGUGGUGAGUGGAAUCAGUUCCCCAAACAACAUCCAGAUUCUCGGAGCAUGGGAGAAGUUGUCUGUGAGCUGUAAAAUGUUCCCGCUACACCGAGAGAGGGAGCAGCCCAUCUUCAGCGCCAGAGCUCAUGUCUUCCAGAUCGACCCGGCCACUAAGCGCAACUGGCUGCCGGCCAGCAAACACGCCGUCACCGUGUCCUUCUUCUACGAUGCCAGCCGUAGCGUCUACCGCAUCAUCAGCGUUGGCGGAACAAAGGCCAUCAUCAACAGUACCAUCACCCCCAACAUGACCUUCACCAAAACCUCCCAGAAGUUUGGCCAGUGGGCAGACAGCAGGGCCAACACCGUCUACGGCCUGGGCUUCUCCACGGAGCAGCAACUGCAGCAGUUUGCAGAGCAGUUUAAGGAGGUGAAGGAGACGGCCCGUCUGGCCAGAGAGAAAUCUCAGGAGAGGUUUGAACUAGCCAACCCUGCGCUCAACAUUGCAGCUCCAGAGCUCUCCCAGGAGUUGUCGGAAGAUCGUCAUUCUCCGCCGCUGCUCGCAGUCAACGGACCGGGCGAGGAAAAGCUGUUUCGCAGCACGAGUGCCGAAGUGGAGUUGACGGCAGAGAAGGAGAGGGUCAAAAAGAUGUUGUCUGAAGGGUCAAUGUGUGAGAUAAACCUGGAGGCUGAACUCUUCACCCUGCAGGACAGUAACUCCAAGUUGGUGGAAGCACUGCAGGAAGCCAACAGCAGCGUGGAGCAGUGGAAGAAACAGCUGGCUGAAUACCAGGAGGAGACCGAUCGCCUCAGAGACCAGGUGGCAGAGCUUGAGGCCCAGCUGGGGCAUCCUGCUGCAGGUCAGACUGCUAGAGAGGAGCUGACUCGCUCACUGGAGGAGCUGGAAGCCCUUCUGAGCACCAAAGAUCAGGAAAUUCACAAUCUACAAAGCAAGAAAACCGAUGUGGGUGAGCUGGAGAAAGAGAGAGAGGAGGCCAUGCAGAGACUCCAGGAUCUGGAGAGACGAAACUGUGACUUGGAGGAUCGUGUCCAGAGUGCUGAAAAGACGCUAGCAUCUAACCGGGAGGAGCAGGACCAGGCGGAGGUUGAGGUCCGACACAUCAUCGACGUUCUGGACGUCAAAAUUGGCGACCUGAAAGACCUGAGACAGAGCCUGGCAAAACUCAUCGACAAAUAGCCACAGCAGCAGUUGGGCUGCAUCUCCGCAUUCAGCACUUGUUCCACCCAUGCGGCCUUGAUUUGUGUUUUACUGGUUUAUCAGCAGAGCAACAAUCAAAGCAAUAUGGUGGGAAACGGUACAGGUGUUUACCUUUAUGGAUCUGUGUUUUUAAGAUCAGUGCAGGUAAACAUCAGGUAUCAGAAACAAAAUAAAAAAAUCAUUGUCACAUUCAUACUGCAAUUUUGGUGGAUAUUAUUAUCAUAAACCGUUGACAGUAUGGUCGAACAGGCUACUACUUGUUUUCCAUAUCAUAGUUCCCAGCAGCUGCAUGUCCUUCAGCUCCUGAAGGGAAUAAUAUGAUUUUUUCUCUUUUCACAAUCUGCCAUCACCAAACACUUUAGUUUUAGAUGAAUUUGCUCUGGAAGAACAGUGCCCUUUUCCAUGACAUUGCAAUCCAGUAUUCUUAAAGGCCCUGAACACCCUCACAGGUGUUUUAAAUUAAUCUGCCUAAUUGGACCUCUUCCCAGGACUGUGUGGCUGUGUCUAGACUACUUGAUUGACAUGUUUCUGAGUCUCUUGUUAGCCUUGUUGCACCAGUUAGGGCAGGAAGAUUGACAGAUUUACCAUUCUUAUUGGUAGAAAAGAUUUGUGAUCUAAUAAAUACCCAUCUAAGCUCCAGCCCAUCUUCAACCUGAGCAGAGGUCUAAUCAGCUACAAAAACUGAAAUCACCUGUGUGGGGCUUAAAACGCUGAGUAUUGGCUGCUGACAAUCUUUUGCAGUCUCAAUUGUUUAUGGUAAUAAUACUGAUGUCUCAAAAGGACUCCUAUAAGGAUUUAUUGACUGAAAAUAACACUUAACCUUUAAAAGAGGACUUGCACCAAAACUGAUUUAGGCUUGCUAUAUUGCAAAAGAUAUAUUAGAUAGAUAGAUAUUUCCAACAGAUAUCAAAUGUUUCUACUUGUUUUUACUUAACAAGAGGCAGGAGUAGCAAUAAAACUAGGAAAGAAUCGAAAGAUAAUGGCCUGAUGUUGUUUAAUAAAAGCCAGCGGUGCUGUUUGCCUGCAGAGCUGGAGGUCCCAACCAUUCAACCAUGUAUGAGCACGGAUAGUAAAACUUCAGUCCUGUAACAGCAAGACUUGCAUCAAUGCUUGAGAUGGUUAUAAAAUAAAGUUAAAUGGACAAUUACAUUUUAUACUUAUAUUAAACAUAAAUAUUUGAUCAUAAGUCUGGACAUUUGGUUGAUAGGAACAACCAAGCGACUGUUCGUAAGUGUUUUGUUCACUGCAGUUUGACACAUUAAACAGCAUGAGGCCCACCCAUAUUAGUCCUUUAUGAAUAAGCCUUUUGGAAAUGCAUUUUCUCAUAUUGUUAUUGGUAGAUCUCAGAAGUCACUGCAAGAAAGACAACUGAGAAAAAUCAAGACAAGUUAUACAAGUAAAUAAGUGUCUACUUUUACAAAUAACAACUUUGAUUUUUUUAUUGGUGUCAUCCUUCAACACUGUGGAGAUGCACCCGGUUGAAGUUUGGUCAGGAUAAGGACAGAUGGAGGCAAAGACCCUGAAUAAAGUUAGCUCCAGUUCACCAUCAGCAGCUUGGACUGGUCUCACACCAGCCAGAACAUUAACAAACUCAGAGAUGCAACAACCCGCUCCCAUUCUGUUUGUUUUAUGAGGACUACUCUUUUCUCACUUUAUUCUAUUAUUCAUGUUCAUCAAUGGGUACUACUCAUACUCAGUCAGGAUGGGAAAUCACAGAAGAAAUUUGUGCUGAAUUCAAAUCUGCGGCUGGUAGGUUUGUCUUCUCCACCACUUUGUGUGUGUGUGUGUGUGUGUGUGUG
Perca flavescens (yellow perch) is the source of this 3397-nucleotide messenger RNA. RefSeq names its product homer scaffold protein 3b (gene homer3b). Bases 477 to 1577 code for a protein of 366 amino acids. The record is from RefSeq and is a predicted model, not a curated record. Gene Ontology annotation, biological process: G protein-coupled glutamate receptor signaling pathway. Gene Ontology annotation, molecular function: G protein-coupled glutamate receptor binding. NCBI's taxonomy places the organism in Eukaryota, Metazoa, Chordata, Actinopteri, Perciformes, Percidae. The transcript has 11 exons.